GUCUAAGUCUUGUCAACCCACUUUGAAGGCCCUGAUCGACGGUGCUACAACGCUCGUGAGACGGUCAAAUCUGAUUUUGCUUCGAUUAUUUUUCCAGAUCUCUCGUUCCUCUCCGCAAUCAUUGAAAGUGGCACUUGAUUGUCCCACAACGCAGACAGCACACGGUGACAAACCGGACGAGAGUCGUCUUCUCCGGCAAAUCGAAGAUCCCGUCAAACCGCUUCUGGAAAGCCGACUCAGCUUUAGGAUUCUGCGAAUAAUCGGUGAGAGGAGGUUUUAGGCUGCAAUAAAGUCAAAUACUUUACCUGUGCCCAAGGCUCUCCGAGGGACCACGCGCAACCGCUUCAUCUAAAGAGCGUCGAGACCAUAGUCAUCCCUGGAAAGUGGUGAGAGCAGCCCACGGAACGCCGGCUGACGACGCAUUGCCUUAUGGUCCUGCGCAUCAUUCCACGUUUUACCGCAGACACAUUGGAUAUCUCACUGCUUUUGGGGUCUCAUGAUGAGGAAAAAGAGGCGACGAGCACAACCACGACGGCUGGGGGAGCAACCGCAUCACCCAGGCCACCCGACUCAGAGUUAGGUACUCUCCCAAGACCAUCGGUUUCGACGGCUUCGCCAGAAAUUCCAGGAGCCCUGCUAGCGUCGCGACCCGGGUCUUCCGCUAAGAGACCAUUACAGGAUGCAUCACCUCGAGGACGUCCUGCCAAGAAGCAAUCAAAGUGGUCGCCUGAAGAGAACGCAUUAAUACUCGAGCUUCGGGGAGGAGGAAUGAAAUGGGACGAUAUCAGUAAAAGAAUUCCAGGAAGAAGCCCCAUAAGUUGUCGGCUACAUUAUCAAAAUUAUCUUGAAAGGCGGUGCGAAUGGGAUGAAGACAGAAAGAACAGGCUAGCAAGACUUUAUGAAAGAUUCAAGGAGGAAAUGUGGUCAAGGAUAGCCGAAGAAAUGGCUAUACCUUGGAGAGCAGCAGAGGCCAUGCACUGGCAACUUGGUGAAGCCGAGAUGGCACAGCGAGCAGGAGUAACACCAUUCUCAUUUUCCGCCCCCCCAACGCAGUCUUCGCCGAGAGCGCGUCGAAACACCCUCUCGAGACGAGACCGCUUAAGCACAAGCCAACUCCCAUCGUUGGCGGAGCUCACUGCUGGAAUCCCUGCAUACACCUCACAAAUGGUGGGUGAGCCUCAUCCAGCGAUGGCUUCUUCACUAUUCCACCCCGAGCCAGGUCCGACGCAGAUUCGAAGGGGAUCAAGGCCCCGAGCACACAGACGAUAAGACGAUGGAAGCGGAAGGGUCUAUUUACUUAGCAUGUAUGCAUAGCGCGGGUUGGGGUCGCGGGAAUCGGUAUGGUAGAUUCGCAAGGUCUGGGAACAGCAUAUUAUGUAAACCUAAUUUUGGUGUUUUUGUCUUUCUUGCUCUUUUCCCGAGUUCGGAUUUAAAUUAAUUUUGCAUUUCAGUUCAUGGUCGAUAUAAUCCUUGCUCAAUGGAGAAAUUGAAUCCUAGCAUA
This is a messenger RNA of Coccidioides immitis RS, 1501 nucleotides long. RefSeq names its product MYB DNA-binding domain-containing protein. The record is from RefSeq and is a predicted model, not a curated record. The transcript has 2 exons. Bases 430 to 1269 code for a protein of 279 amino acids. NCBI's taxonomy places the organism in Eukaryota, Fungi, Ascomycota, Eurotiomycetes, Onygenales, Onygenaceae.